Molecule: messenger RNA, 2056 nt
Organism: Saprolegnia diclina VS20
Lineage: Eukaryota; Oomycota; Saprolegniomycetes; Saprolegniales; Saprolegniaceae
Exons: 1
Coding region: 54-1973 (639 amino acids)
Biological process (GO): proteolysis
Molecular function (GO): metalloexopeptidase activity
Source: RefSeq, a predicted model, not a curated record
GGUGGCGAGAGGAAGUGUACCAUUCAAAGAGCAACCCUCGUGUGACGUCAGCCAUGAGCCGCUUCGUCCCGUGCACAGCCAUCUUGCUCAGCGCGGCGCUGUCGCUUCUCUUCAACGUGGUCUGGCGCGCGCAGCUGCCAGCGCCUCUGGACGUGCCACCCACGGAUGGGCGCUUCGCCGGCGCCACCGCCUACAAGUCGCUCGAGACAAUCGCCCGCGCUUCGCACCCGAUCACGACCGACGCCAACUACAAUGUGUACAACUACCUCUACGACGCGCUCGAAGUCCUUCGCACGACGCACCCGCGCCUCGUCCUCGACACGCCCCGGGCCACGCUCGUCGCGGACGACCUGCCAUCGACGUACGCCCCGGCUGUGCCCCGCGACGCCGAGUGUGCCAACGCAUCGUGGUACCUCAACGAGACGCAGAUCAUUGCGCGCGUGCCGGGCUCUUCCAACGAUAGCAUCCUCCUCACGGCCCACUUUGACUCGGUCUCGUCGUCGUUUGGCGCGUCCGACGACGGCGCCGGCGUCGCCGUGCUGCUCCACGUGCUCUCGACGUUGCUCGCGCGCAAUGCAACCAGUAGACACAGCCUCGUUCUCUUUCUCAACAACGGCGAAGAGACCGGGCUCUGCGGCUCGAAAUGGUUUGUCCGGCAACAGUUGGUCGCCAAGUACAACGUCAAGGCUUUUCUCAACAUCGAAGGCGGCGGGGCAGGCGGCCGCGCAAUCCUCUUUCGAACGACAGACGAUGCACUCGCGUCCUUGUACGCGUCGGUCGCACCGCACCCGCACAUGAACAGCCUCGGCGGCUUCCUCAUCAAGGUCCUCGGCAGCGCGACCGACUACGAGAUCUACCAGCCCGCGGGCAUUCCGGGCCUCGACGUCGCGUUCUACGAGCACCGCGAGUACUACCACACACGGGACGACUCUCUCGCUCAUAUUUCGCCGGCCGAUGUCCAAUAUUGCGGCGACAACGUCCUCGCCAUCACAAGUGCGCUGCUGUCGCUGCCCACCUUGCAGUUUGACGCCGCCGGGUCGGCCUUGUACUUUGACAUCCUUGGCUCGUUUGGCGUUGCGCUCACGCCGUAUGUCCGCGCUCUCUUUACGCUGCUUGCGGUCGGUCUCGCGGCGCUCGUCCUGAGUGUGAGCUACCACUUCUUCCCGCUCUACGACACAAUGAUCGUCGUAACCCCCAAGGCAUUUGCCCUCUCGGUGCUCGGCGAGUGGACGUACAUUGUGCGGUCGUUUGGCCAAGCGCUCGUCGGCGGCCUUGUGCUGAAUGCACCCGUCGCGCUGCUCGUGCAUGGGACGCGCCACUCGCUCUUUGCGUCGCUUGCGCUGCCGUGCGGGUUCCUUGGGAACGUCCUCGGCGCCACCGCCGCCGCACACAAGUGGCGCCACGGCCAGCCUCACCCGAACGUCAACGCGUACAUUCAUUUCGCGGCGUCCGUCUCGUCGUGCAGCGCGGUGUUUGCGCUGCUGGCGCUCGUGCCGGGUCCGGUGUUGGUCUUGUUCGCGAUCGCGUCGAGUGUCUACUCGAGUGUCUUGCUCGUCUUUAUGGGCGCGAUCAUGUACUUGCGCUACCACCACGAGACGUACGGCCCGGACGACGAGUCAACGUACAUCCCGACGCGCACGGCCAUGAUGUACUACUCGUCGAUUCGGUUUGAGAACGUGCUCUCGCCGCGUGCGCCGCAGCUGCGCGUCUACCUUGGUCUUGGGGCCGCCCUCGCCAUCUACAUGCUUUUGGCGUUUGAGCUCUCGGUCGACAUCGCGCUGGCAGCUGCGUCGGUGGGCGCCAACGAUGCGCUGGUGCUUGGGGUGUUGCCGCUGCUUUUGACGCCGACCUUGUAUCUCCUCGUGUCGCUCUGCGCGUACUGGGAGCCCAACGCACCAAGCUACCGCUUCUACUACCUUGUGUACACUCUGCUCUGGGUCGUCAUGUCCCUGUGGUGGCUUGUUACGGGCUAACUCGAAGAAGGAGACAGACACGUAUCUUGUUUUGUUGGCAGCUUACAAUGGCAGAGUUGGUUGGGCUCUUGAGCCAAAGGCUC